This is a messenger RNA of Tripterygium wilfordii, 1612 nucleotides long. RefSeq names its product G2/mitotic-specific cyclin S13-7-like. Gene Ontology annotation, molecular function: cyclin-dependent protein serine/threonine kinase regulator activity. The coding region runs from base 150 to 1457 and encodes 435 amino acids. Gene Ontology annotation, cellular component: cytoplasm; cyclin-dependent protein kinase holoenzyme complex; centrosome. Gene Ontology annotation, biological process: mitotic cell cycle phase transition; regulation of cyclin-dependent protein serine/threonine kinase activity. The transcript is spliced from 8 exons. The record is from RefSeq and is a predicted model, not a curated record. Lineage: Eukaryota; Viridiplantae; Streptophyta; Magnoliopsida; Celastrales; Celastraceae.
UCGCCAAACAGAGAGAGAAUUUACAGAGAGAUGUACAGAGGGUUUCAUAGAGAGAGAAAGUCACAGACGGAGAGAGGGAGCGAAAGAGAGAGGUAGCGGCCACAAACGCUGAAGUUGGAGAGACGCGUAGCAGUCGUCUUCAGGAGUUUAUGUCGUCAGUGUUAGCGGGCAUAGGAGAAGUCUUUGGCCAGACCCAGAAAGAAAACAAACCAGAGAUGGAUUCCAGAGCUGUUGUUCAUCAGAAUCAAACCAAAGGAGAAGUGAAGCAAAAGAAUGUCUUGGGAGAUGCAAGGACUAGAAGAGUUCUUCAAGACAUUGGAAAUCUAGUGUUUGAUAAUGCUGCUGCCUUAGGGAAGAAGCCAAUCUCAGAAGUUGUAGAUGCUGCCCUUGCUGCGGGAAAAGGUGCUGCUAUGGUGAAGGGGGCAGCAGCAGGUAGAAGGAAAAUGCCUGAGAAGCCCAAACCUGAAACUGUGAUUGUGAUAAGCUCUGAUAAAACAGACAAAAUUAAACCUGUUAGCAGAAGAAUAUCAGCAGCUGAAAAUUCAACCAAGGAAGUCAAGAAGGCCUUCACUUCAAUCCUCAGUGCUCGAAGCAAGGCUGCUUGUGAACUUACCAAUAAGCCAAAGGAUCCCGUUGCAAACAUCGAUGCAGCUGACGUUGAUGAUGUGUUAGCAGUGGUUGAAUAUAUUGAUGAUAUCUACAAGUUCUACAAGCUUACUGAAGAUGAGGGCAGAGUACAUGACUACAUGGAUUCUCAGCCAGAAAUCAAUGCUAAGAUGAGAUCUAUACUUGUGGACUGGUUGAUCGAAGUUCACCACAAAUUUGAACUGAUGCCAGAGACCCUAUAUCUGACCAUAAAUCUUGUGGAUCGGUUCCUUUCUCUGAAGGCUGUAUCCAGGAGGGAGCUUCAGCUGGUUGGGAUCAGUUCAAUGCUUAUAGCAUGCAAAUAUGAAGAGAUUUGGGCACCAGAGGUCAAUGACUUUGUUUGCAUAUCAGACAACGCCUAUGUCAGAGAACAGGUUCUGGUCAUGGAGAAAGCAAUUUUGGGGAAGUUGGAAUGGUAUCUUACUAUUCCUACACCAUAUGUGUUCCUCAUUCGAUUUAUCAAAGCCUCUCUUCCAUCUGACAAGGAGAUGGAGAAUAUGGUGUUUUUCCUUGCUGAGCUUGGUCUGAUGCAGUAUCCAACCAUAAUUGAGUACCGUCCCUCGAUAAUUGCUGCUUCAGCUGUCUACGCAGCUAGAUGUACCCUCGGCAAGACUCCUUUCUGGACUGAAACUCUGAAGCACCACACUGGCUACCAUGAAGAUCAGCUAAGGGAUUGUGCAAAGCUCUUGGUUAAGUUCCACUUUGCAGCUGCAGAAAGUAAGCUGAAGGCAGUGUAUAGGAAAUUCUCUAGCCUUGAUCAUGGUGCUGUGGCUCUGUUUAGCCCUGCCAAAAGCCUAUCAACCAAUUUGUAAUCAAUGAACAAAUAAGGUCUUUGAGGGACAGAGAUGGAUGGGACACAUGGGAACAUAUUGCUGGGUCUUAUUUGUAGUGUUAGAUCAUAGAUCAUGUUUCUUUGUAUGAUCUUUCUAGAACCGGCUUCUUUUAAGGAGAUUUAUGUUUUUGUUAA